Molecule: messenger RNA, 974 nt
Organism: Spinacia oleracea (spinach)
Lineage: Eukaryota; Viridiplantae; Streptophyta; Magnoliopsida; Caryophyllales; Amaranthaceae
Product: CBS domain-containing protein CBSX3, mitochondrial
Exons: 6
Coding region: 164-772 (202 amino acids)
Source: RefSeq, a predicted model, not a curated record
GUCUUAUCCAUAAAGUAAGUGAGUGAGUCAUAUCUCAUAUGUUGUUUAUUGUCUCUCCAAUUUCAUUCCGAUUACACUCAGACAAACCACUCUUACCUCAAACCUCAAACCUUUCUAUAACCCUUCAUCAUCGCCGUCGCUUUUCUUCCACCGUUAGAAAAAAAUGCAAGGGGCAGCUAGAAGUCUUCUCUUAAAUGGAAAAAAUGCUGUCUUGCAACAUGUACGCCUAGGAAAUCAAAUUUUGAGACCUAUUGCAUCUGCGCAUUUUGAGUCAACUGUGCCUGCUCGUAUAGAUGAGCAUGGCUUUGAGAGAACCACCAUUUCUGAUAUCUUGAAAGAAAAGGGUAAAGGGGCUGAUGGCUCGUGGCUUUGGUGCACAGUUGAGGACACUGUUUACGAUGCAGUCAAGUCGAUGACACAGCACAACGUGGGUGCUUUGGUGGUUGUGAAGCCUGAGCAGGAAAAAUCAAUUGCUGGUAUCAUCACUGAAAGAGAUUAUCUGAGGAAAAUCAUAGUGCAAGGAAGAUCCUCAAAGUCCACCAAGGUUGGCGACAUCAUGACUGAGGAAAACAAGCUUAUUACGGUUACACCUGAAACCAAAGUUCUGAAGGCAAUGCAGCUGAUGACAGAUAACCGCAUCAGACACAUCCCAGUGAUUGAUGAUAAAGGGAUGAAAGGUAUGGUGUCCAUUGGAGAUGUAGUUCGUGCAGUGGUUAGCGAGCACCGAGAUGAAUUAGACCGCUUGAACGCAUUUAUUCAAGGGGGUUACUAGACGAUGAUGAUGACGAUAAUGCUUUGUUUCAUGUGUGUCAUAAACUAUCAGUACACCUUUGACUAUGGGCUUCAAGCCUGUUGUUUCCAUUUGUUUUAUGGUUGUUCACUCAUCUGGACAUCAGACCAGUGUCUGAGAUACCAGAACAUGUGUAAUGGAUUAUUAUAUGCUAAUAAAAGGGUGAAAACUAUGGAUUAUUUUA